This is a messenger RNA of Glarea lozoyensis ATCC 20868, 1647 nucleotides long. RefSeq names its product Amidase signature (AS) enzyme. Gene Ontology annotation, molecular function: catalytic activity. The record is from RefSeq and is a predicted model, not a curated record. Bases 1 to 1647 code for a protein of 548 amino acids. The transcript has 3 exons. NCBI's taxonomy places the organism in Eukaryota, Fungi, Ascomycota, Leotiomycetes, Helotiales, Helotiaceae.
AUGUCUGUCAGCGUACUUGGUAAUGCUCAACGCGACUCCUUAGUCUCGACUGAGGAAGUAGUCCAACUUGCCAAAACAAACAAUCUUACCAUUCCAGAGUCCGAGCUUGCAGAUUGGGCAGCACUUCUAGCGGGACUAAACCAUUGCGCGAAAGAGAUCCUUGAAAUCCCCGACUACUACCCUGCGGUUGAUACAAAUUUAUACCCACGAACCGAGAUCCACAGACCAGAGGGGCUGGUAGAAACAGAUUGCGGAGGAUGGGCAUGGAAGGGUACGGUCAAAUCUACCAAACCGACGAGCAAUGAGUUGCAAGGAAAGACACUGGCCAUAAAGGACAAUAUUGCCGUUGCGGCGAUAAAGUGUACAAAUGGAACUGGAGCAGUAGACUGGACGCCAGAUGUGGAUGCUACAUUGGUCACUAGAAUACUAGAUGCCGGAGGGGUUAUCACAGGUAAAGCGGCUUGCGAGAACAAUUGUUUUGGAGCUGUUAGCGAUACAUCAGUGACGGGCCCAGUUCAUAACCCAUAUGCACAUGGAUACAGCACUGGUGGUUCUUCAUCCGGUUCUGGGCGUCUUCUCGCCUCUGGUCAGGUGGAUAUGACAAUAGGUGCCGACCAAGGAGGAUCAAUUCGUUUACCGUCCGCGAAUUGUGGUGUGGUCGGUUUGAAACCAACUUGGGGGCUCGUGCCAUAUACUGGCUGCAUUUCACUUGAAGCUACGAUUGAUCACGUCGGACCAAUGUGUAAAACAGUUCAAGACUGUGCUACGCUCCUCGAAGUAAUUGCAGGUAGUGAUGGUAUUGAUGAUAGGCAACCGUAUAAUUGGCCACAAGGUCACAUCAAGUUCGGGCAAGAGAUCGCUUCUCAUCUGUCCAGUACCAAAUCAUCCUCAGCAACGCUCAAAGGCAUGAAGAUCGGGAUACUGAGAGAAGGCUUCGAAGACCCAAUGACAGAUUCUAAUGUGGCCACUGCAUCUCGAGCAGCUAUCAAAAAACUUGGGGAGUUGGGUGCCGAAGUCAAAGAGAUCAGUAUCCCUCUUCAUCGCGACUCGGGUAUGAUCUGGAUGGUAGCUUUACCAAUGGCUGGCACGACUCAAGGUUUACUUGCCAACCCAGCUGGCAGAAAACAGCUUCUCUUCCCGACACGAUCUCAACAAGUCGGUUCUGUCCUAUCUCAAGCCGCUUUUGAUGCCCUGGGACCAGGAGGUCAAAACAUCUACCUCCGUGGCCUGUUUCUCCAGCAACAGUUCGGUUCUCCAUUGCACGCUAGAUGUACGAAUCUCCUACGAAAACUCAAUGACGAAUACGACCGUGCGUUAAGAGAUGUCGAUGUUCUUGUCAUGCCAACGAUCAUAUUCCCACCCGUGAAGAUCUGUCCAGAAGGAGGUCGUACUCUUGGUCCAUUGCCUAUGCUGAGCAGGACCAUUGGCGCCACCUACAAUACCGCUACCUUUAAUUCUAGUGGUCAUCCUGGGCUCAGUCUUCCUGUUGGUUUUGUCAAUGCGCGCGAUGAUGAGAAUGUGUGGUUGCCAACUGGAUUGCAGAUUGUGGGGCGGAAGUUUGAAGAUUUGACUUGCUUGAAGGUGGCUGCGAGUUAUGAGCAGAGGAAUAAUUGGAAGGAGUUAAAGUAUGGGGGUGGAAGUAAAUAG